Molecule: messenger RNA, 411 nt
Organism: Talaromyces marneffei
Lineage: Eukaryota; Fungi; Ascomycota; Eurotiomycetes; Eurotiales; Trichocomaceae
Exons: 1
Coding region: 1-411 (136 amino acids)
Source: RefSeq, a predicted model, not a curated record
AUGCAAGGUUCAAAUUCGAUUGAUAUGAAUCAAUUACGAAACCUGAUGAGCCUGCCGCUUAUUGAGAGUAUAACCUGUGUUGCUUCAGAUGGUGAAACGGGCGGUGACGAGAGGCAGGAGGUUGAAAUGGUAUCAAUGCCACUCGCUCAAAACCUUACUUCUAUAAAAUUUCUAAGGAGUAAAUUGGCGCUACCGGCGCCGGGCAAGAUACUCAGCGCUACACCAAACCUCCGACAACUCGAAUAUGACUUUUGGAUCGAUAGAAAGCUCGAUGAGGAGCCGGCACAAUACUAUGACUGCGAACAGCUGGACAACGCGCUACAACCGGUGCGCAAUAUACUUGAACGACUACGCCUAAGCGUUCUUUACCACGGCGACCAUACGGUCAUGUACCCCAAUGACUGGACUUGA